Thlaspi arvense is the source of this 301-nucleotide messenger RNA. The record is from the annotation of a GenBank genome assembly. Lineage: Eukaryota; Viridiplantae; Streptophyta; Magnoliopsida; Brassicales; Brassicaceae.
GGUAGAGAGAGAGAAAGAAGAGAGAGAGAAAGAAGAGAGAGCGUCAAUGGCGGAGGGGAAACCGGACGAGCAGCUCUUCCAGCUUCUUUCUGGUCUUCUACAACAGGUGGAAUCAUUGACGAAUACAGAAGAAGUAGAGCUACGUUCUAAGAUCGAAGCUCUCGGUUUAGAACUCACCAAAGUGCCAUCAAAGUCUUCUCAACACCUCAAUGAAAGGCUUAACUUCACUGCCCCUCUCGGUGAUGAUGAUGAUGAUGAGCUUCAUAACAAGGAUGCUACUACCAACAAGAACAACAACAGC